This is a messenger RNA of Vigna radiata var. radiata (mung bean), 655 nucleotides long. RefSeq lists its product as uncharacterized. The transcript has a single exon. NCBI's taxonomy places the organism in Eukaryota, Viridiplantae, Streptophyta, Magnoliopsida, Fabales, Fabaceae. The record is from RefSeq and is a predicted model, not a curated record. The coding region runs from base 122 to 511 and encodes 129 amino acids.
AUGAUUCACAUUCCAGAAUCCACACUAUACUCUCAUUUUCACCCAUAUUGAAAUCACUCACUUACUUCACUCCAUCGUUCACCAUCAUCAUCAUCAACAAGAACACUGAACAUUCAUAUAUAUGACACAGAAAAUGUGGCCUUUAAGCUCUGAAAAGAACAGCAGCAGGAAGAUGCAAAAUGAAUCUGGCAGCUCCACAAGCGCCACCACCAACAAUGCUGUGGCAACGAAAUCCAUGGUGUCAGCAUGCCACUGUUGUUGUUUGGUGACGAAACUUAUGAGGAAACUGAAGAGACGUGGCCGCACACUGCGACCGAAAACUGCGAGUCGACAAGGUUCGUUCCAAUGUCGCUAUGAUCCGUUGAGUUAUUCCUUGAACUUUGACUCCACUGGAUGUGGCAGCUUAAUGGAUGAAGAUUACUACAAGUUCUACGCUUUCUCUUCCAGGUUUGUGGCAAAUCCAAGAACAACUUCUUCAUGCCCCGUUCUUCAACUACAAUCACCACAAUGAAGAAUCUCUUCACUUUUUUCUUUCUCCAAUGAUAAAGUAUUGUAGGGAUCUAAUGUCUAUGAGCUUCUUCCGUAACAUAUAUAUUGAAUCAUAUCAUUUAUCUUAUCGUUAAUUUCGUUUAACUUCAAACAUAUUCGUUGCUAA